GAAAUCAACCUAUAAAAAGUCUUGGUUUAUUUUUUAUUUAUUUCAAUUCCAAUAAUUAAAGAUGAAUGAUGACCUAGAACAAGCUCUACUCUUAGCCGCUGCAGAUGCCGAUUCUAGAAACUUCGAGGACCAAAAUUUGGAUGAAGUUGAUUCUGGAACUGUCGAAUGCAAGGAAGCAGAAUUUUACAAAAAUAUUACCGACACUUCUGAUGUAGGUAUUGAAAGAAAUACUAUUGAUGAAGAAUGUCAAGAUGCAAACGUUGGGAGUUCCAACAAUGAACUUUUUGAAGCAACAAAAAGGAAGCAUGUUGAAGUUGAUGAAGGAGCUGAUAUUGUGAAUGAGUCUUUGAAGGGUUAUGCCAAUGUAGUUGCUACUCACUACAACCAACUUGAAGAGAAGGGUUUAGAUGAACGGUCUAAGUCACGUAUUGUUUACCUGAGAAACUUUCACAAUUGGAUCAAAAGUAUGCUCAUAAAUGAGUAUUUAACAAAAAUAAAAGAUGGUAAAAAACACAAUGCUCCAGUUCGUGUCCAUGAUAUGUGUUGUGGCAAGGGAGGAGAUCUCCUGAAGUGGAAAAAAGGGAAUAUCUCCCACCUCAUAUGCAGUGAUAUUGCUUCAGUCUCACUUGAUCAAUGCAAAACAAGAUAUACAGACAUGAAAGGUAGAGCAUCCCGUGAAAGAGGGCCAGGAAAUAUUUACACCAUAGAGUACAUACCAGGAGACUGCUCUAGGACUAGACUACGUGAGAAAUAUUCUGACCCUUCCAUGAAACUUGAUCUAGUCAGCUGCCAGUUUGCAUUUCAUUAUAGUUUUGAGAGUUUGCCCCAGGCUGAAUGUAUGUUGAGAAAUGCCUCAGACUGCCUUCAACCAGGAGGAUACUUUAUUGGGACUAUUCCUGAUGCUUAUGAUCUCAUUGCUCGUGCUAGAAGAUGUGGAGGUAAUUCUUAUGGAAACAAAGUGUACAGAGUGUCUCUGGACUUUGACACAAACAAGCCUCCACUAUUUGGUGCUAAAUAUAACUUCCAUUUAGAUGGUGUAGUAGACUGUCCUGAGUUUCUAGUACACUUUCCAACUUUAGUUAAGCUUGCAAAGAAGUUUGGCUUGAAACUUGUAAGACAGGAAAAGUUUUGUGAUUUUUUUGAAAGGAUGAAGAUGGAAGGAAGGAAUUUGAUGAAUAAUAUGAGAGGGCUGGAGGCUUAUCCGCCUCCUGAUGCUGUUACUCCAGUUGGAAUUGAUCCAAAUGAUUAUGUGCAUGCUAAGGAGUACAUUAAAGCUUCUGGAGAUAACAAUGGGAGGAUUGGAACUCUGUCAAAGUCUGAAUGGGAAGCAUCAUCUUUAUACAUGGCUUUUGUUUUUGAGAAAGUGAAGAACACAUGGAAUGCAGAUGGGGCACCAAUUUAUGAUAUUUAAAAGUAAUUAUCAACAAUAUUAUUUUAAAACUCUAUUUAUGGAAUGGUGGAUUGUAUGUAAUUGAGGAACAAAUAUUUUUACAAAUAUAUCAAUAGUUGCUAAUUAAUUCAAUAGAUGAUUCACAUCACAAAAAAUACAAUAAAAUGUUUGAUGGAUCUGUCUU
Phaedon cochleariae (mustard beetle) is the source of this 1574-nucleotide messenger RNA. Lineage: Eukaryota; Metazoa; Arthropoda; Insecta; Coleoptera; Chrysomelidae. The record is from the annotation of a GenBank genome assembly.